AUGGACUCAAAAGUUGUACUCAAGGAGAAGAAUCCACACGACAAAGCGAAUAUUGUAUCGAAGAUUUUUCUAUGUUGGAGUCUUCCAUUAUUCUAUAGAGGCUACAAACAUGGUAUUAACGUGGAAGACUUGUGGCAAGCGCGCGAAAUCGAUCAUUCAGGUAAACUUGGUGAUCGCCUCGAAGACGCUUGGAAUAAGGAACUCCGAAAGUCCCGUACAAAUAACACGAAGCCGUCCCUACAAAGGGCUUUAGUUUCUUGUUUCUGGUUGGAAUACAUGUUAAUAGGAGUACUAGUUGGUGUCCUCUUUAUUAUAUUAUGGCCCAUGAUUCCAUUUAUCUUAGCUUUAUUUAUAGGAUAUUUUUCUGGUGAGAAAACACCGGAGACGUACAGAGAUGCUCACAUAUACAAUUUCCUACUAAAUUUCGUAACAGUUAACACGGCGUUAUUUCUAUGCCAUUCACAAUUGGGACAAAGUUGCACGGGUAUGCGCGUUAGGAUAGCGUGCUGUUCUUUAAUAUACAGAAAAAUUCUGAAAUUGAACCGAAGCGGUCUAAGCAACACUGAACCAGGUCAAGUGAUAAACUUAAUGUCCAACGAUGUAAACCGUUUCGAUCUCGUCGCUAUGUUCCUGCACUAUAUCUGGGUGAUGCCAAUUGUGGUGAUCGUUGUGUCAUAUUUGGUGUGGCAACACAUCGCUUGGGCAAUGUUUGCUGCCCUCGGCGUCAUAUUCGUGCAAACUAUAUUUAUCCAAGCGUACUUAAGCAACAGACAAGGGGUUCUUCGAGGCAAAAUAGCCAAAAGAACCGAUGAAAGAGUGAAAGUUAUGAGUGAACUCGUUAACGGUGUUCAAGUUAUAAAAAUGUACGCAUGGGAGAAACCUUUCGAGAAAUUGGUUGCUACCCUCAGAAAGUACGAAGUGAAGUUUAUUUUGCAAACAUCGUUCAUAAAGGGCUUCUCGACGGCGCUAACCGUUUUCACGGAACGAUUUAUUCUGUUCGCCGCUGUCGUUGCCUUUGUCGCUAUGGGAGGUGACAUACGAGCGACCAUCACAUUCUCGCUCGUACAGUACUAUAACUUAUUACAAUUGGCCUGCAAUAUAUUCUUCCCGCUUGCGCUUUCCUGUCUCGCCGAAGCCAAAGUUUCCGUGAGGAGAUUAGAGGAGUUUUUAAGCUUAGACGAAUUAGAGACUCCGGAGAAGCAACCGGAUGCAAAAUUCCUUAACGGCAACGCCAUUUUAAACGGGAGUGAUAAAGAGAAGGAAAGCUUGAAAGAGAAAAGCCACUAUACCGGUCUGGUCCUCUCCGACGUCACAGCGAGUUGGCAACCUAACCCUAUCGUAAAAACAUUACGAAAUAUCUCCAUCACAGCUGCACCUGGAGAAUUCGUCGGUGUCGCUGGUCUCGUCGGGUCAGGAAAGUCCUCAUUGUUGCAAGUGAUAUUGGGUGAAUUGAAACCUUCGCACGGUACUGUAUCUUUGGGCGGUGGGCGAAUCGCGUACGCAAGUCAAGAACCGUGGCUCUUCGUCGCCACUGUCAGACAGAACAUACUUUUUGGACUUCCCUACGACAGAGUGCGAUACAAAAAGGUGGUGACCGCAUGCGCACUGUUACGUGACUUCGAGCAGCUCCCGGGGGGAGAUUCUACACUGGUGGGGGAACGCGGUAUCAGUUUAAGUGGGGGACAGCGCGCGCGCAUUGGCCUCGCAAGAGCCUGCUACAGAGAGGCGGACAUAUACCUCUUGGACGACCCGCUGUCUGCCGUGGACACCCACGUUGGAAAACACUUGGUCACCGAGUGCGUUAACGGUCUCCUAAGCCAUGCCACACGUAUUUUGGUCACCCACCAAUUGCACCACCUCAAGAACGCUGAUAAAGUUGUCAUCUUACAUAAUGGCGAGGUCGAGAUACAGGGCUCGUUUGAUGUGGUGUCGAAGACUCCACUAUUCGAAGAGUUGCUAGAAGAAGAAGAACCCGCUCAGGAAGAUUUAAAGAAAACGGAAAUGCAGAGACAACGUACUUUAUCUAUACAGUCACAAACUAGUGUCAAUACAGAGGCACCACAGGAAGCAGAAGAUGAACCGGAGGAAACAGCUGAGCUUAUGGCAAAAGGUCGUGUACCAACAUCCAUCUACAGAAAGUACUUCCACGCCGGUGGUAGCUGGGCACUUCUGAUUUUCACGGUUAUAUUCAUUCUGAUCACUCAAGUUGUCACGUCCGCUGGUGAUCUUUGGUUGACGUAUUGGAUGAACCAAGUGGAAGCAAGACACGCAAGAGAAGCAUCGUUGAUGACAAACGAUCUGGACUUUUUGAACAGCACCAAAGCCAACGACACUGGAUUGUCCACCACAAUAGCGUCCACCAGUGUACCCGAUACGACGAUGAACCCAAACCUUACAAUAAUUGGUACAAUUCUCAAAACUGGGGUUGCCAUACAGAAUAUAACAACGCACGAAGAAACAUUUGACCAUUCGUUCUACAUUUACAUAUGGGCCCUAGCUAUUUUGGGUUGUAUUUUGUUCACAACGGGAAGAUCGCUGGUGUUUCUUUUCGUCUGCAUGCGGAGUUCAAUAAACCUUCACAACAAGAUGUUCAGCAACAUUCUGUCGGCAACGACGCGCUUCUUCGACACGAAUCCAUCUGGACGCAUACUGAACAGAUUCUCCAAAGACAUGGGCGUAGUUGACGAGGUGAUGCCUCGUAUGUUCCUGGACAGUAUCCAAGUUUUCAUGGUGAUGAGUGGUAUUAUAGUUAUGGUGGCUAUCGUGAGCCCUUACAUGCUGCUGACAACAGUUUUCUGCGGUGUCCUUAUGUAUUUGUGGACUAUGAUCUAUCUCGCGACCGCGCAGGCCAUUAAAAGGGUAGAAGGUGUGACUCGCAGCCCAGUAUUUUCACACGUGUCAGCUAGCAUGGCGGGGCUUAGUACAGUCCGUGCAUGCGGUGCGCAAGACAUGCUGCGAAUCCAGUUCGAUAAGAAGCAAGAUGUUCACACAGCCUCUUGGUACUUAACACUCGUAACAAAUACGACGUUUUCGAUCUAUUUGAGUAUGAUAUCCGCAAUUUAUGUUAUCGUCGUCGCAUACACAUUCCUUCUUCUAGAUGACGGUACGACCGAAUCCGGAAACGUUGGUCUAGCUCUUAGUCAAGGUCUGAUCCUAGUAAGCAUGAUGCAGCACGGCAUCAAGCAAACGACUGAAGCAAUAUCACAGAUGAUAAGCGUAGAACGAGUGAUCCAAUACACAAAGUUGCCACAGGAAAAACUGGAGGGGAAAUCCCCGCCAAGAGAUUGGCCCCAGAGGGCCAGGGUGGUCUUCAAAGACCUCUAUUUGAAGUACGACUCGGAGGCAGAACCGGUUUUGAAGAGCUUGAAUAUUGUUAUCGAAAGCGGUUGGAAGGUUGGAGUGGUAGGUCGUACUGGCGCCGGCAAGUCUUCGCUCAUAGCGGCUCUAUUUCGACUUGCUCCAAUUGACGGACAUAUUUUUAUAGAUGAUCUUGACACAGCUGAAAUCGCUUUAAAGGAAUUACGAUCUAAAAUUUCAAUCAUCCCGCAAGAGCCCGUAUUAUUUUCGGCGAGCUUGCGCUACAAUUUGGAUCCUUUCGAUAAAUAUUCGGAUGCCGAUAUUUGGAAAGCGUUAGAACAGGUCGAGUUGAAGAGCAGCGUGACCUCUCUCUCCAGCGCAGUGGAAUCUGGAGGUACCAACUUCAGCGCGGGUCAGCGCCAGCUCCUGUGUUUGGCGCGAGCAGCACUCGCCAAGAACAAACUAAUGGUGCUUGAUGAAGCCACGGCCAACGUUGAUCCCAAUACCGAUGCGCUGAUUCAGAAGUCGAUUCGAAAACACUUCACAAACUGCACCGUUAUUACUGUGGCCCAUCGUUUGCACACCGUCGCCGAUUCGGAUCGUGUUGUCGUCAUGGAAGCUGGUCGCAUAAUGGAAUGUGGUCACCCACAUGAAUUGCUGCAGAAGACAGAUGGCUACUUUACAAAGAUGGUGCAACAACUAGGUCCUGCCUCCGAACAGAGCUUACGAGAACUUGCCAAUACUGCCUAUUUGGAGCACAUCAAAUAUGUUGAUGCGGAUGAACAGACUUAG
This is a messenger RNA of Leptosia nina, 4089 nucleotides long. The record is from the annotation of a GenBank genome assembly. NCBI's taxonomy places the organism in Eukaryota, Metazoa, Arthropoda, Insecta, Lepidoptera, Pieridae.